This is a messenger RNA of Pseudomyrmex gracilis, 3722 nucleotides long. RefSeq names its product fibroblast growth factor receptor substrate 2. The record is from RefSeq and is a predicted model, not a curated record. Gene Ontology annotation, biological process: cell surface receptor protein tyrosine kinase signaling pathway. NCBI's taxonomy places the organism in Eukaryota, Metazoa, Arthropoda, Insecta, Hymenoptera, Formicidae. Gene Ontology annotation, cellular component: cytoplasm.
UGAACGGCAUAACCGUAAUGACGCGUGGGAUAAUAUUGUUGGGAUGUGUAAUGGAAUAAACGAUUGCAAAUUACGAAUUCUAUGUCGUUUUGGCUAUGUGAUAAAUGAAGAAAUGGGUUGUGUCAAUAGCAGGACAGAUGAUAAGCCAAAUAUCUUUCAAGUAAUAAAUAUAGACGAUGAUGGUAAUUUUAUUUCUCCUGGACAUUUGGAAGUUACUGAAGUAGAUAUUAUAUUGCAUCAGAAUGGCAAACAGCCAAUCAAGUGGCCAUUGCGCUGUUUGCGACGAUAUGGAUAUGAUUUGGAAGGAUUGUUCAGUUUUGAAUCUGGAAGACGUUGUCCCACAGGCUCUGGCAUAUAUGCUUUCAAGUGUGAAAGGGCAGAAGAUUUGUUCAAUCUUGUUCAAACAAAAAUUCAAAUACGCAAUAAUGGAGAAAACGCAUUAUCAAGAGAUGUUCUGGUUGGAUCACACCCCACAGCAGUAACACGAGUAGCUAUACCACUUGAGCCUAGUUACUUGGAUCCAACUCAUAACAAUCGCACAAGUUCUAGACUUAUUCAUAAUCAACAGAAUGGUAGAGUAAACAAUCUUGCAAGCAAUAGUGGCCUUUCAUCACCCCAAGGAACCUCAUCCUCUCCAUCUUCUAUGUUUCCACCGCCACUACCGAGUGUUUCUCAUUCUUUCUCUCUUUAUGUCAAUGAAGAGAUUUUGUCAUCUAUUCCUAUGGAAAUGGAACACAACAAUAACAAAAGCCUCAGAAGAGCAACACAAAGGUCGUUGCAGAACAAUAUUACGAUUGACGCAACGUCUAACAAUGGACUCGCGGAAGUGGAAUCAAUAGUCACUCAGCGAAAUACGGACACCACUAGCAAUAAUCCAUCACGACAGGCAGCUUACAUGAACAUAGAUAUCUGCAAUGAAAAUAAUCUGAUCUCGCCGAGUUCUCCCGAAACAACUCGAUUUAAAGAAGAAACCAACGCCGAAUUGACACAUCAAUAUAUCAACGUAAAUCUUGGACAAAAGCAAGUAGAAAACGUUGCAGUCAAACCAUAUCCACCUCCAAUGUUCGUUAUGAAUGCGGAAGAAAAUUCUAGGCAUUGCUAUGCUAAUCUGGAAGCAAGUGAAAUUGAGAGUCUGAGAAAAAGAUUCUCCGGCGUGUCGGUUUCUGAGAAAUCGCCCAUUUUAGCUCCUCCUACACCGACGUGUUGUCCAAAUCGGGAAAUGAAUUAUGCCGUCCUGGAUCUGGACUCGCCUAUCGAUGCAUCGGACAACACUAUCGGUUCCGCGCCGUCUUCUCCUAAGUCUCAGAACAAGCCGCAAAAAGGCUAUGCUACAAUAGACUUUAAUAAAACGGCAGCUCUCUUGCAUUCCGUCAAUCCCAAUCUUGUGAACGAUAACGAAGGUUCCAGAAAGACUCGUCAUAAUUCUACAAUAAAUGAUCUUAGCUCUCACUGCAGACACAAUUCAUCAGUAAGUGAUAUAUUUCAUAUACAAAUGAGAUUUCUAUAUUAUGUUUUUUGACGUAGAAAAAUUAAGUUUUAAUCGUUUCUUUGUAACGUAUCGAAGAAACUUUAUAGUAGUCUCGAUAACUGACCAACAUAUAUUAUUUCUAGUGUAUAAAUUUUUACAUGUUUUUUUUUAAACAUAUUUUAUCAGAGCUAGCAGUAUUCGUAAGUAGUAUAGUAUUUUUGAAAGUUUCCUUUUUUCGAAAUGAGACAGAGAAACUGUUGUUGACACCACAAAAUGUAUAGAGAGAGAUGUAAAGUUUAUAAUACUUUACAACAAAUUUUAUAUUUAGCAUGUUACAGUGUAACGUAAGAACACGUUUGAGGCUAAAGUUUUCUACUCUGUUUCUGUAAAUAUCGUGCAAAUCAAUUCUUUCGCUAGGAAGAAGAUAGAAAGAAAGAGAGAAAAUGUAUGGUCAAAUUGAACUGUUAAUUCAUAACGCGAGGUCAGUUUCUUCUCUUAAGAGCGUAAGAAUAAUUUAGAUUAGGUGAGAUUGUUCUUCCUACAAGUCAAUCAGCAGCAGUUAAACAAGCUGGUUAAACAAUGGUGCAAUACAUCUAAGAUGUGUAAGUAAGCACAAAUCUCUGUUUAUGAGUAACCUCAUGUAUUUUAUGUAUACAUAUAUAAUAUAUAUAUAUAUAUAAUCUGUGAAUUAUUUUUAUAAUUUAUUAUAAGAAAAAGAUGAAAUUUGAACCAAAAACAUUACAUAUGAAUGCAUGUUUUAUAUUACCAAUAUAUGUUUUAUAUUACUAAUAUGUAUAUAUUUAUAUAUGAUAGUGAUAGGAUACACAUAAAAUUUCUUGACACACGCCUAUACGCUUAAGAAAGACAAGCGCAUUUAUGUGCGAAAUAUGCACAUAAAUCGAAAAAUAUAUAGAAAAUAAUACAAAGAAACAUAUAUAUUUACACGCAUUGUAUUAGCAUCUUUUUAGUACCUUGCAUUUCAGUUUUUAUUAAGUGACAUAAAGCAAGCUAUGAUACAUUUACGAAUUUUGUUUUGGAAGUCAUAUCAAUGAUGUUACAAUUCAAGUUGAUUGCGAGAGUGUCGACAAGUCUUAAGUUCUUUUUGCAAUAUUUUCUACAUAUAUCAUUUUAAUGUUUUAUUAUACUUUGUUAUGUAGAAAGAUUAUAUAGCAAAAUAGUUUAAGCUCGCACGGACGACGAACGAUAUAUAACAUAUAUUAUAACUUAGAAAUGACGUUCUAGGGUACAUGUGUCUUCUCUUAAUACUUCCACGAAAUACGAUUAAAUAUAUUUUCAAGAGACUGAAUAUUAUAUAAAUCGUGAAGUAACAUGUGUAAGCAAGCGAAAAAUAAACGAACAAUUUUGAAUUAACGAUAACGUUAUAUAUAAAUAAAAUAAAAAAAAAACAGCUACAAAAAAAAAGAAUUAUAAUUCUUCAGAAUUUAAUAUUUUUCAAUUAAAUCUAUACUAGAUGUAAGGUUUCUCUGAUUUUUUGAUAUUCGAUACUUUUCUAAAAUGAUUAACCCGUCUUGCAUAGAGACUUUAGAAACAUUGUUAAAAGAAAAAAAUUUAAAUUGUUAUACAUAUAUAUUUACUCUGUUGUCUAUUUAAUGGAAUCUGUUUUAUUUUAAUGUUAAUUUUGUUAUAUAAAUGCUUCAUAACUGAAUAUUUUAUGGUUACGUGAUUGAUUUUGAUUUACAUAUAUCAAAAACUAGUUUUCGCAAACUUGUGUUUGUACAUACUUGAGAUACAACGAAAGAGAUUAAUGAUAUAAAAUUACAAAAUACGCGUGAUAAAAAUUUAUAAAUACGCGAAAAAUUGUAAAAUAUGCUAAUAUGGCAGUGAUAUGAAACAUGUUUCACAAAACACCAAGAGGCACGUACCUCAUGCCAAAUAUAAUAUAGAGAGAAAAAAGGAAGAGAGAGAAAGAGAGAGAGAAGUAUGUUUAUGUAUGUGUGUUUUAUUUAGGAAGAUCCUACACUUUGUUUUUAUCUUGUUUCAAUAUACAUACAUAUGAAAGAAGAAGCUUAAAUAUGAGACAUUUAUUUUUACACAAUGUCUUCUUUUAAUUGUACACCUGGAUUGUAUAUUUUUACUUUGUAAUUCUAAUACAGUCUGUUUCUGAUAUUAUGUAAUAUACUUUAUAAAGAAAAUAAUUUAAAAUUUAUUUCUUGUGCUUUUCGAUAUACAUCAAUAUAAACAUGUUCUUAUUUUAUUCAAUUUUGCUUCGUUUAGAUUUAUGUAUCAAUUUUAU